Messenger RNA from Durotheca rogersii, 803 nucleotides. RefSeq lists its product as uncharacterized. Lineage: Eukaryota; Fungi; Ascomycota; Sordariomycetes; Xylariales; Xylariaceae. The record is from RefSeq and is a predicted model, not a curated record. The coding region runs from base 199 to 654 and encodes 151 amino acids. The transcript is spliced from 2 exons.
GGCGGGAUGCGGUCCCUCAGGAAGCUGUACGAGGAGAGAUAAAAAAAAGAAGUUAAACAAGGGGUCAGGUAGCAGCACUCAUGCCGCUCGUGCCCAAUGAUUAAGGAACUGGAGGGACACCAGCUCGGACAAGGGAAGAAGACGAUGGAAGGGAAGUAGCCGUAGUGGAGAAGGGAAAAAUCCGCUGCUUGGCUGGCGAUGAGGUCAGGGAUCCGGCCCAAGCCUGCACUAGGUCUGCAAGUAAUAUCAAGCCCGUGUGUGGCUGUCGUAGGCCGUCCCUUCGUGGGCUUUCUUCUCUAUCGUGCUUCCGCCGUCCGUCCUACAGGACAAGUGCGUGAUGCUUCCGUCAGACCAACAUUUCUCCAACGCUGCCGUGGAAUUGAUGACUCGUGUAAAUUCCCGCCCGCUUUGGCUGAAUCACGCUGGAUAUUCGUCAAUCGAUGCAGCUCCCCCCUCCGCCCCCGGGGCCGACCUCACCUGCCUACUUGGGGCAGGAAAGGGGCGGGGUGCGAAGAGAGAGGAGAGCCAAACCCGGUGGGUUGGGGUGCUUUCUCCGUCGUGAGUGCAUUGUAUGAGCAGAGGAUAUUGAUGGCGAAUUCAUCCGAGAUCAACCCCGAGCGUCAGAGAGCCGUACGGAUAGGGCGAGGCGUGUAGAGCUCGCGGAAGUGAUGUAGGGAUGCGCAAUGAUGGGUGUGCGUGUGUAGACCCGUCUGCGAGGUGUAUGUGGGCACGGAGGCGGAUUGGGCGGACGGAUGCGGGUGCGUAGGCAUAGAAACGAUGGAUUUUGACAAUUCAGCCCUGGC